Messenger RNA from Penicillium arizonense, 3192 nucleotides. RefSeq lists its product as uncharacterized. The transcript is spliced from 3 exons. The record is from RefSeq and is a predicted model, not a curated record. The coding region runs from base 1 to 3192 and encodes 1063 amino acids. NCBI's taxonomy places the organism in Eukaryota, Fungi, Ascomycota, Eurotiomycetes, Eurotiales, Aspergillaceae.
AUGGACCCCCUCACGGCUAUCAGCCUUGCCGGCAACAUCCUUACAUUCAUUGACUUUUCCUAUAAAGUCAUUUCCGGAGUAAAUAAGGUCCUUUCUACUUCGACUGGCAUGACCCCCGAGAACGAACGCCUGAGUGCUUUGGUGGAAGAUUUGAAUGUUGUCACACAGGACUUGGUCACGGACUUCCCCGCCCGGACCGAAAACGAAAAGCAGCUCUGCGCCUUGGCUGCAAAACAAACUGUCAUGCAUUGUCAGGAGAGCUCUAUCAAAUUCUCCGACUGGCAUAGUAUGCGGAAGGAGAAGGAGAUUGAUUCGAUUGAGCGACGACUGAAUGGGUAUCAAUCUCAGAUUAUGAUCCGAUUGCAAGUCAUGUUUAGUCAGAAAACCGAUGAGCAGAACUCUCUAGUCAAUUGCCAACUGGAGGCCCUUCGAAGUGAGGGCAAAGCUCUUCAAAAUCAGACAAUGCCCCAGCUAGAGGAAUUAUACCAGACUAUUUCCACGCUAGUGGAUUCCCUUCAGUCGGCUCCAGCACAAGAUAAAUCAUACGGGUCAAACGAGGGACCGUUGGCUAAAUUGGGCGCUUCGUUGCUCGAAUUCCAGACCGUGACUACUUCAAUCUCACGAGAAAACAAGAUCCUAGAGCGCCUGGCCUUUACAUCCAUGUACAGUCGCGAGAACAACAUUGAAAAUGCCGAGAGUGGGACUUUCGCGUGGAUGGUUGACGAGGAAUCUCAACCGGCAGAUGAUCGGAGCGACCCUUGUCUCGAGUCCGAAGAGUCCGAAGAAAAGCAUGACGAAGGGAGGGAAAAGAGGCGGUAUGAGGAAGAGAAGAAAAAGCAGGAGGCACUGCGAAGGUGUACUCGAGAAAAGUUUCUCACCUGGCUCGACUCUGGCCGUCACAUCUUCCAUAUAUCGGGCAAGGCAGGUUCCGGGAAAUCGACGUUGAUGAAGUUUCUUUCCAAGUCGUCUCGGGUCAAGAAGGGAUUAGAAAGCUGGGCUGGGGGUCGACCCUUGAUUUUUGCCCGAUUCUUCUUCUGGAAUUCGGGAGAUGAGACACAGAUGUCUCUCGAGGGCCUAUAUCGAAGUCUGCUAUUUGAAACAUGCAGGCAAAUCCCCAAUUUAAUUCCCCGGCUCUUCCCUGAGUUGUGGGGGAGUUCAAAUUUCGGAGUGGCCCCAAUUCGUUUCGAUGAAGUCAGGGACGCAUUCAAUCGCCUGAUCAAGGAAGCAAGCUCUUCGGAAAGCUACUUCUGUUUUUUCAUUGAUGGACUGGACGAGUUUGAGGGUGAUGAGGUCGAUCACUGGAGUUUUUCUCGAGAUCUUCAGUCUUGGACCGCACAAGCGGAGAAUAUCAAGCUUUGUGUCAGCAGUCGCCCUCAUAUUCCUUUUGUUCAAUCCUUCACGAAUGACUUGAAUCAUCAAGUUAGUAUCCACGAGCUCACUCGAGAGGAUAUUUCCAAGUUUAGUGUGGCCAUGUUUGAAAAGGACCCCAACUUCCAUCGCAUCAAGGACUCAUAUAAAGACUUGGUCAUUGAGAUUGUGAACGCCUCAGAUGGGGUAUUUCUCUGGGCACGGCUAGUUGUGCGCUCCCUCUUAAAGAGUAUAGGAUAUCAGGGCAGCGAGAAAGACUUGAAAAGGAAGCUUCACUUAAUGCCCAAGGGGCUGGAUGAGCUAUUCGAUCAGAUCCUUAGCUCCAUAGAUCCAGACGAUCAGCUGCUCUCGGACCAAUUAUUCCUCUUGUCGACUCCCAAUUUCUGCCGGUGGCAGCCCACGGUCCGGAAUGCGUUAGCAUACUCAUGGCUCGAGGACCUUGAGGAUCCAGGUUUUCCUUAUGAACUACCGAUGCGAUCAUGUACAGAGAGCGAGAUCAAUGAGCGACUUGAGCGUGUCUCGUGUGUGUUCGAUCGCCUUUCUCGGGGCCUGCUAGAGAUGUCCCGAAAGCGCAGUCGUGAAAGAGACGGACAUGAUUAUUUCACCUAUGAAGUGCGGUUUCUCCACCGCAGUGCCCGCGAAUACAUUGUGAAUAGCCGGGAAGCGCAAAUGCGAGCCCGUAUACCUGAUUUUGAUGUCUACUCCGGGAUAUUUCGAUUGUUACUUGCAGAAUUCAAAUUUGCGCUAUCCACACUACACGAUACCAAACCGAGAGUAUGGGCAAUUGGGGGAGAAGGCGGUACUUUGAGAAAGGCUCUCCAUGUGCUUUUUACCGCGAUGUGUGCUGCUCAUGAACAUUGCGGAUACGACGUGCCGUCGCGUUUCCUCGAGGAGGCCAGCCAUAUUGUUCAGCAUCACACCCAAACGGUAGAACCAAGAACACAAGUUCUCCCCAGAAAUGAGGUCCCAGAGCCUAAAGGUCACAUCUGGGGGGAGAAUUUGCAACGCAUUGGUUGUGAAUGGCGCACACUGAGAGAGUCGAAUCAUUCUCCCGAUUUUCUAUGCGAGGUUGUUUACCGCGGUCUACACCAGUUUCUCUCGCCUGAUCUGAUGAACCGCUUGAAACAGCAGAACUCGACCUCGGGUCCAAAUUUACUCCUUACUGCUGCUACUGGAUCUAAAAGCUGGGAAUUUGUACAGGAUCUCCUACAUGAAGGACGGACCCCUCGAGAGAUGGUGCCUAUGGAGCCGAUCCGUCCACUUGACAGGAGCAAUUUCGAGAGUUCCACAACAAUACCAGCCCCGCAAGCUACCGUUUCUGUGUGGCUGAUCUUCCUAUAUUGCUUUAUCGAGGAUUACUUCUUAGCUGGUCGUACUAGUGACCCGGAAAAUCGAUAUCUUGAGGAGUUCUUGCAGUAUGAUGUUGAUCGCGAUGUGCUGUUUGUCGUGAGAAUAUUUGCCUCGUCCGACAAACCAAACGAACAGGAGGAUGACGACCAGGCGCUUAAGAAAAGCAGCGGCGAAUCGGACGAAAGAGUGGCAUUUGAGUUGCUGGAAUUCCUAGAGUUGGUGGAACCAUCCAACUUAGAGACUCUUCGUAUGAAACUUUCGAGCAAGGGAACCCGAGAAGACCGACUAGAAGUGGCGCCUAUUUCCGGGCCUCCAAUUCUCUAUCAACGAGGCUCUCUGUCUAAGGCCCUUGAAGCAAUUGUGGCCUCGGGCAAUAUCGAUCGGCAUUUUGCGUUUGGACCGCAUCUCUGCCUCGAAAGUGUCAUCACCCCCUCCGAGCGGUUAGACGUGCCCUUCAGUUUCCGGAUCACCUAA